Molecule: messenger RNA, 468 nt
Organism: Mesorhabditis spiculigera
Lineage: Eukaryota; Metazoa; Nematoda; Chromadorea; Rhabditida; Rhabditidae
Source: the annotation of a GenBank genome assembly
AUGGCCCUCAACGGCCUCAUGCCCCAACCUACCACCACAACGAGGCUACUGUCUAUCCUCGUUUCAGCCCUUAUUGCCGUCGCUGCAUUAGUACCGAGCGCUGAGGCAGGCGUCCCACAACGGCACAGACGCGCACUUGACACUUUGAUGGGCAACGAUUUCACGGUGUUUGACAAGCGAGCCUUCGACGCCAUCUCCACGGGCGGUUUCCAGCCAUUCGAGAAACGGGCAUUUGACGCGCUGAGCUCCGGCGGUUUCCAAAACGCUUUCGAGAAACGGGCAGCACCACGAAUUAUCAUCCCCGUCAAGAGGGCAUUUGAUAGCUUGGUACCCGGUGACUUUGGGCGAAACUUCCAGAAGCGAGCGUUUGAUUCAAUGUCCUACGGUGGCCUCGGCGACUUUGGCUUCUUCGACAAACGCGCCUUCGACUCGAUUGGCCACGACGGCUUCAGCGCGUUCGACAGGAGG